AACAGCUGUCGUCGUGGAUGAAAAGUUGAAGUGGGAAAACAAGGGGAUUUCCAGUCCUCCUUUACUGUGCAAGACGUGGACAUAAGGAGCUACUUUUCAAAGAAAAAUGGUUCAGGCCAGCAUGGGUGUACAGACAGGAGUCUUUCUCUUUUGGCUUCACGUUCUUUGUGCAGGUGCGUUUGCUGAUGUUUGGAAGGUGAAUGUAGAGGAUAACAUGGAUGCUCUGGUCUCAUCUUGUGUCGUGUUGCCCUGUAAUUUCACAUACCCUGCUCAGCAGCAGCCCUCUGAUCGUAUUAGAGCCAUAUGGCACAAGAAUAAAAACUGGGAUGACAUCAUCUUUCACAGAGACAGUACACUGAUUGAAGACAAUUUCAAAGGUCGUACAAAACUGAUUGGCUCACUUGGUAGUUUCAGCUGCUCCUUGGAGAUUGAUGAAGUGAAAAACACUGAUAAUGGCCCGUAUUGCUUCAGGGUGGAAUUAGAAACAGCUCCAAAAGACAAGUACUCUUUUAUGGAUAACUGUGUGUCAAUUAGAAUGAUUGAGGAAGCCCCAAAACCUGUGCUGGAGGCUGAGACGUCUGUGCUUGAGGGUGAACCUGCAGUCUUCAAAUGCUCUGUCAGAUACACCUGUCCAACAUACCCACCCUCUCUCACCUGGAGCCGCUCAGGAAAAAUCAUCUCGAGCUACAAGGACUUGGGUCAUGGAAACUGGGAAGCAGAGUCUCUCCUGACAUUCACCCCAACAAAGGAGGACAAUCACACCUCUAUUGAAUGCACAGUCACUUACCAUGGGAAUGUCAAGGGUGAAAUGAAAGCCAGCCGCCCUGUCUUUGUGACAGCUAAGAGUUAUGAUGAUGAUUACACCAACACAGCAGAUUUAAACGUGGAAAUAUCUGAAGAGAAUGCAACUUGCCAAACGAAGACUGUAGACUUCACAUCUGGUUAAGAUAGAGCAUGCAUUCCUGUUACAUAUUGUGAUUCAUUU
Danio aesculapii is the source of this 985-nucleotide messenger RNA. RefSeq names its product myelin-associated glycoprotein-like. The coding region runs from base 107 to 946 and encodes 279 amino acids. The transcript has 5 exons. The record is from RefSeq and is a predicted model, not a curated record. Lineage: Eukaryota; Metazoa; Chordata; Actinopteri; Cypriniformes; Danionidae.